Messenger RNA from Cylas formicarius (sweet potato weevil), 4175 nucleotides. RefSeq lists its product as uncharacterized. The transcript is spliced from 6 exons. Gene Ontology annotation, molecular function: DNA-binding transcription factor activity, RNA polymerase II-specific; RNA polymerase II cis-regulatory region sequence-specific DNA binding. The record is from RefSeq and is a predicted model, not a curated record. Gene Ontology annotation, biological process: DNA-templated transcription; regulation of transcription by RNA polymerase II. The coding region runs from base 491 to 1792 and encodes 433 amino acids. Lineage: Eukaryota; Metazoa; Arthropoda; Insecta; Coleoptera; Brentidae.
GACCAUUCGAUAAGUUGGAUUCGUAACGUGUUACGCGCUGCUGACAUUUUUCUUUGCUAAAAAUCAAAUCCGGAAUCGUAAAAACACGUUCCGCCGUAAUAUGCGUUUAAGUUUGGACGGUUGCGGAUUAUUGAUGCGAACAAGAAACGUCUGUCCAACGGGGAAUAUUUCGUGUCACACCGUCUGCGUCAACAAACGAAAAUCGUCCAGGAAGUUUUGUUCGGACGCCGUCAUGGGUUCCGCGUGGAGGAUGACGUUGAGCGUGUCGAACACUCAACUCUUUCUCUGCUGAGCCCUUAGGGUCCCAAAAAUUUCAUCACCCACACGAGGCGAUUUUGAAUCCGUUUCGAGAUGGUAUUCACCGAGUCCGUUCCCGCUUGCUCCGCAUCAUGGCGAGAAACCGCAGGAACGAGCCCCCACCCGCGACCAAACAUUACAAGCAGAUCGCCCACAACGCAACAGGCAACACCGGCACCAACAGUACUACGCCAUGGAGGACCUGGUCGACUAUAUAGACGCAGGAUCUGUCCAAUUCGUAAAUCCGUACGAAAUCAAUCCAGUUAUAGGCGCGAACAUGUCGCCCGUAACGGAUCCGCUGCAGCAGUACCCGACCCAAGAGGACGUAGACAGCGGCUUGUCGGGUGGGACGUCGCCCCCGACACUCGCGGACGUCAAAGUCAAAAUGGAGGAGUUCGGCGACCUCACGCACCUCGUCGCACCCUUGACAGAUGAAUUAUCGACCCCGGUUUUUGAAAAAGACGCAUUCGAUUUUACCACUUACGUAACGCGGAAACCAACCAAGACCAAUAAUAAUGACACCUACAACAUAAAAGUCGAGUCGUGCAAUGCGUACGCGCCAAACGCGGACAAACACGUAUUCAGCGGCGACUUAUUAUUUGCCGGACUCGAAAACGAAGUCCCAAUACUACUAGAUACAUAUAGCGAUAAGGACGUCGAAUCUGGCGAUCAGAUUAUAUCGACUUUAACCGACCCGAUCGUUCAGAGGACUUCGUCCGUAUUAUAUUCGACGACGACGGCGGCGGCACCGACGUAUAUUACGCGAGACGUUUCGUCCCCGAGCCGUCUUCAGUACGGCGCGCCGGUCACGCCCGAGGACAGCGACAGCUGCGACGACGCGAAGCGGCAGCUGAAGCUGAAUUUCGGAGUUUUCGGCGGAGCUCCCGCGAAGCCGGCCGUUUCCCUCAACACGCCCGACAUUAUCGAGGAAGUGGUCGACCUAGCGGGAGACAACUUCAACAUAUUGGACCUGGUCGACAACGAGGACUUGCAAGCCCUCGGAGUAGAAGACGACCUUCUCUCGUCAUUAUCGAGCCCACGUGAUCAUCCCCCCUCUACCCCGUCGACCCCUUCGUACGCUUCGUCGACGAAGAGGCCUCGCAAACGGAGGUACUCGUUCGAAGAUGACGACGAGGACGAAGACUACAAGCCUCCGACGUCGAAGAGGAGGCCGUCGACGGUGCGUCUGCGCGACAUCGACGUCGAGGCGACGUCGUCCGACGACGACUACGACGAAGGGGCCGCGAAGCGGCGCACGCCCAAACGACGGGGCUCCGCUGGGGGCCGCGUGGACCACUACAGGGAACUGCGCGACAAAAACAACGAAGCGUCGCGAAAAUCGCGACUGAAACGGAAAAUACGGGAGCUCGAGUUCGAGAAGGAGGCGGACGAGCUCCACGUGAGGAACAUCAAGCUCAAGGCGCAGGUCGAGGAGUUGGAGAAGAUGGUGUCGACGUUCAGGAACAACCUGUUUCAAAUAUUAGUUAAGAAGUGAGCGGGAGGAGGGGGCGGGUUCUGCCGUUGGGCGGUGAGCGUGGGUGGUGAAGUUUCGUCGUUAAUUUUUGUUGAGCCCCAUGGAUGUAAAUAUAUCAAGUUAUUUUAGCUGAAUAAUUACAAUUUUUACCGUGGAAGAUGUUCGAAUAAGUGUUUCAUAGCCCCAAGUGGCCACUUUCGGGCCACUCUCGUUGAUUUUUUCGACAAAUCAUAGAAAAGUUUGGGAAAACUGCAAUAAUUUACUCUAGCUAAAUAAUUACAAUUAUUUUUCUCUGCACUCUUCGAAGCAGUUCGAGUAAGUUUUUUGUAGUCCUUAAAAGUAACCAUUUUGGGGCCACUCUCGUUAAUUUUUUAGUCUUUUUUGUUAAAUCAAUAAAUUAAUACAGAAGUUUGAGAAAAAUACAAUAAUUUACUUUAGCUAAAUAAUUACAAUUUUUCUCCGCACUCUUCGAAGAAGUUGAAGUACGUUUUUUGUAGUCCUUAAGAGUAGCCAUUUUGGGGCCAAUUUCGUUAAUUUUUUCGUCUUUUUUUUUUUGAUCAAUUAAUAAAUUUAUAGGGAAGUUUGGGAAAAAUACGAUAAUUUACUUUAGCUAAAUAAUUACAAUUUUUCUCUGCACUCUUCGAAGAAGUUGAAGUAAGUUUUUUGUAGUCCUUAAAAGUAGCCAUUUUGGGGCCACUCUCGUUAAUUUUUUCGUCUUUUUUGUUAAAUCAAUAAAUUAAUAGAGAAGUUUGAGAAAAAUACAAUAAUUUACUUUAGCUAAAUAAUUACAAUUUUUCUCUGCACUCUUCGAAGAAGUUGAAGUAAGUUUUUUGUAGUCCUUAAAAGUAGCCAUUUUGGGGCCACUCUCGUUAAUUUUUUCGUCUUUUUUUUUUGAUCAAUUAAUAGAUUAAUAAGGAAGUUUGGGAAAAAUACAAUAGUUUACUUUAGCUAAAUAAUUACAAUUUUUCUCUGCACUCUUCGAAGAAGUUGAAGUAAGUUUUUUGUAGUCCUUAAAAGUAGCCAUUUUGGGGCCACUCUCGUUAAUUUUUUCGUCCUUUUUUUUUGAUCAAUUAAUAGAUUAAUAGGGAAGUUUGGGAAAAAUACGAUAAUUUACUUUAUCUAAAUAAUUACAAUUUUUUUCUGCACUCUUCGAAGAAGUUGAAGUAAGUUUUUUGUAGUCCUUAAAAGUAGCCAUUUUGGGGCCACUCUCGUUAAUUUUUUCGUCUUUUUUUUUUUUGAUCAAUUAAUAAAUUAAUAAGGAAGUUUGGGAAAAAUACAAUAAUUUACUUUAGCUAAAUAAUUACAAUUUUUCUCUGCACUCUUCGAAGAAGUUGAAGUAAGUUUUUUGUAGUCCUUAAAAGUAGCCAUUUUGGGGCCACUCUCGUUAAUUUUUUCGUCUUUUUUUUUUGAUCAAUUAAUAGAUUAAUAGGGAAGUUUGGGAAAAAUACGAUAAUUUACUUUAUCUAAAUAAUUACAAUUUUUUUCUGCACUCUUCGAAGAAGUUGAAGUAAGUUUUUUUGUAGUCCUUAAAAGUAGCCAUUUUGGGGUCACUCUCGUUAAUUUUUUCGUCUUUUUUUUUUUUUGAUCAAUUAAUAGAUUAAUAGGGAAGUUUGGGAAAAAUACGAUAAUUUACUUUAUCUAAAUAAUUACAAUUUUUUUCUGCACUCUUCGAAGAAGUUGAAGUAAGUUUUUUGUAGUCCUUAAAAGUAGCCAUUUUGGGGCCACUCUCGUUAAUUUUUUCGUCUUUUUUUUUUGAUCAAUUAAUAGAUUAAUAGGGAAGUUUGGGAAAAAUACGAUAAUUUACUUUAUCUAAAUAAUUACAAUUUUUUUCUGCACUCUUCGAAGAAGUUGAAGUAAGUUUUUUGUAGUCCUUAAAAGUAGCCAUUUUGGGGCCACUCUCGUUAAUUUUUUCGUCUUUUUUUUUUUGAUCAAUUAAUAGAUUAAUAGGGAAGUUUGGGAAAAAUACGAUAAUUUACUUUAUCUAAAUAAUUACAAUUUUUUUCUGCACUCUUCGAAGAAGUUGAAGUAAGUUUUUUGUAGUCCUUAAAAGUAGUCAUUUUGGGGCCGCUCUUGUGGAUUUUUUCGUUUUUUUCCAAUAAGGAGAGUCAAGAAAAAUCAAAAUGCGAAGAAGAAAUUUCCUGUAUAGCAUAUUAAAUUUGAAAAAUAUAUAAAAUAGCUAUAAAACACAUUAAAAAAAAACAAGCAUUUAGUUUAUGCAAAAAUUUCGGAAAAAUAUAUUAAUUUACUUUAGCUAAAUAAUGCACUCUUCAAAGAAGUUUUGGUUAGUUUUUCAUAGUCCUUAAAAGUGGAUACUCUUUUAUCUCUUACCAAUGUUAAUUUGCUUUUUCAAAAAAAAAAAAAAAAUCCGAAGAAGAAAUUUCCAUAGGUUAUUAAAUUUGAAAAA